AUGCCACCCCUCGCCGGCUUCACAGACAACCCCUGGCUCACACGCGCCGACUUCCUAACCGGCACCACCGCUCUCCUCAAACCCCUCCACCCAUUCUUCUCACCUUCAAACGCCCGCAUCCGCCUCUCCCCAGCAACAGGCACUCACUUUGACGAAACCGCAGCCCAGCUCGAGGGCUUUGCCCGCCCUCUCUGGGCCGUCGGCGCCCUUCUCCUCAGCAGCUCCUCAAGCGACAAAGAAACCGCCGAUGCCUCUGCAGACCUCGACUCGCUCCUGCAGCCGUGGAUCAUCGGCCUCGCCAACGGCACGGACCCCGACCACGCCGAGUACUGGGGCGCCAUUUCGCCGACGGACCAGCGGAUGGUCGAGGCCGAGAUCGUCAGCUUCGCGCUGCUCGCCGCCCCGGACGCGCUGUACGGGGUGCUCGACGCGCGCUCCCGGAUCAACGUGGCGGACUGGCUGCGUGGCAUGGUGGGAAAACCCAUGCCGCUCAACAACUGGCGCUGGUUCCGCGUGCUGUCGGAGCUGGCCCUGAUCAGAGUGUGCGGCGUCUCUGGGCACGAGGCUGAGCUGCUCCGGCAGGAGAUGCAGACUGACCUGGCCGUGCUGGAUGGGUUUUAUUUGAAGGAUGGUUGGAGCGCGGAUGGGCCGUGGUUGCCUGCUGGGGCGGAGAGGGACGGGAGGGGGAAGGGGAGGAGGGUGGAUGAGGUGGUCGGUGCUGGCAGGCAGGUGGAUUACUACUCGGGUAGCUUUGCCAUCCAGUUCAGCCAGUUGAUCUAUGUGCGGUUUGCGGCGGAUCUCGAUCCGGAGAGGGCGGAAGUGUAUAGGCAGCGGGCGCGGGAUUUCGGGAGGGAAUUUUGGCGGUACUUUGACGCUGAUGGCUCUGCGAUCCCCUUCGGAAGAUCCCUGACCUACCGGUUUGCAUGUGGUGGCUAUUUUGCCGCUCUUGCCCUCGCCAACGUCCCAGACAUGCCUGCACCGCUCGACAGUCCAGGUGCCAUCAAGGGGUUUCUGCUCAGACACCUGAGGUGGUGGUCCCGGCAUUCCGCAGACAUUUUUGACUCGACGGGGGCGCUGAACAUCGGCUGGCUGUAUCCCAACGCAUUCAUGUGUGAGGACUACAACUCCCCACAGUCACCUUACUGGGCACUCAAGACCCUCAUUGCCAUCGCCCUCCCCGCAUCCGACUCCUUUUGGCUUGCCGACGAGGCUCCCUUCCCGUCCGAGCUGCUCGCGUCACAGCCCGUGCAGGCCAUCCCCGCGCCGGGGCAGAUCCUGUGCAACCACCCGUCCGGAAACCACCACUUCCUGCUGUCGGCGGCGCAGUUCGUCGCGUGGCCGAUGAAGGCCACGCAGGCCAAGUACUGCAAGUUUGCCUACUCGUCAGCGUUUGCCUUUUCGGUCCCCACCGGCCCGUUGAUCCAGCAGAUCGCGCCCGACAGCUGUCUGGCGUUGAGCAGGGACGCUGGGGAGACGUGGGUGGUCAAGUGGCGGUGGUGUAGCGAGGGGGAGCUGGUGAAGGCGGUGGUGGGAAUGGGGACGGGAAGGGGGGAGGAGGAGGAGGAGGAGGUUGUGGCUGCGAGGGUGGAGUGGUGGCCCUGGGGGGAUUUGAGCGUCAGAGUCAGGACGACGUUGGUGCCGCCGACGGGGAGGUGGCCUGACUGGCAUAUUAGGGUGCAUGAGGUGUUUGUGGAUGAUGGAGGGUUGGUGAGGGAUGGGUUGAGGACCGUCGAGGGUGGGUUCGCGAUUGGGAAUAGGAGGGUAGAAGAUGGUAAACAAGUCCCUGAUCUGGAGACGUUGGAUGGUGUCGUCGAAGUUGGGACUGCAGAGGGAAUCCUCCGGGUACAGGAUGGAGUCUUGGUGCUUUCCAGCGCAGGAGCCAGUGGGAUCCGAACCGAGACGUUGUUGAGCGGGGGCAGGACGAGGUGCUACCCGCUCAAACCAGACUCCAACACGAACCUGGCGAGCCAGCGGACUAUGAUCCCUGUGGUGGACCACGAUGUUAACGUUGGAGAGGAGGCGUCAGCAAGCAGGGAGCCUGUGGCCGUGCUGGUCACCAAAGUGUUUGCCAUCUCCUCGGAGGCAAACGGUGGGAGGAAGCUGACGGGGCAGACGCUGAAGGAGAGGUGGGAGAAUGUGCCAGAGUGGUCUGGGAUAGACUUUGAGAAGAUCAAGUAG
Molecule: messenger RNA, 2178 nt
Organism: Pyricularia grisea
Lineage: Eukaryota; Fungi; Ascomycota; Sordariomycetes; Magnaporthales; Pyriculariaceae
Exons: 3
Coding region: 1-2178 (725 amino acids)
Source: RefSeq, a predicted model, not a curated record